Molecule: messenger RNA, 1511 nt
Organism: Paramecium sonneborni
Lineage: Eukaryota; Ciliophora; Oligohymenophorea; Peniculida; Parameciidae
Source: the annotation of a GenBank genome assembly
AUGUUUUUGAGAGUUUAUAGGGUAAAAGAAGAGAAACAAACAUUGUAAUUAGAUUAUAAUUAAGUAAGAAAUCAAUUAGAAUAAUCAUUAAAAAAUUAUGAGAUUUUACAAUCUUAAUAAUUGAUAAUAUAAAAGGCAGAAUACCUUCCAGGAACUGAUGUAAAAAAUUAGACUAGGAGUUAGCAUCAUCAAAAGCUAUUAUUAGUAGAUUCGAAAUUGAGAAGACAGAUCUUAAUUCUUAGAUUAAUCAGAGAAAUAAGAAUUAUAAAAGAAAUUAGAAAAUUAUCAACAAUUAAGUCCUUUGAGAUAAAAGGAUUAUAAAAAGAUUUAGAAUUUGAAUAGAAUCGUAGGAAUUUCAAAAAAAAAAGGAUGAAAUAAAUAUAUAAUUAUUUUUCAAAGGAAAAAAUAAAGUAUAUUAAAAUAAAUAAAUUAGACAAUUGGAAUAAUAACUCUAAGAAGUAAAUACAAAGAACUAAGAACUAAAUAGGGAGAAAGUUAUAUUGGAGACAAAAAUUAAUAUUGAUACUUAAAAUGUAGAAAGAUUGAAUGAAUUAUUUUAAUAAAAUUUAUAACUAGAGAAGAGAAUAGCAGAUUAUAAAGUUUAGGUUGGGAGUUCAAAUGAUUAAAUAAAGAAGUUAUAGAGUACAAGUUAAAUAGAGAUAAGAGGUUAAAUAAUAAAUGGAUAGGAUUUAGUAAGUGCUGAAAGAAUUUAGGUAAUAUUAUUUAAUAGAGAUAAUAGAAUUAUGAGAUUAAGAUAAUUAAAUUGAAUGCAGAACUUGUAAAUUUUUAAUAAUUAUUAAAUGAAAAUUAGAAAUAAUUAUCAGAUGUAAAGGAAAAAUGUCAUUAGAAUUAUUAAAAAAUAAUGGAGUUAGAGAAGAAUGUAGAGGAUUUGACUUAUUUAUUGAAAGAGAAAGAAAGAUUAAUAAAAGAGAGAGAACAAAAUAUAAAUUAAAUAUCAAUAAAAUAUUAAGAAUCAAAGAGAGUUUAAAUAAUAUAUUAACAUAUAAAAAAAUACAAAGAGAUAGCUUAAUAAGUAGACCCUAAAAAGGUCUUAGAGAUUGAUAGUGAGAUUUUUAAAGUUGAAGAGAGAUUAAGUGCAUUAGAAGAAUAAAGAAAUUAAGAAUAAAUAAGAGAAGAAGAAUAAAGACAGAAAGAAUUAGAUGUUCGAUAAAAGAAAUUGAAAUAGGAAUAAUAAUAAUAUUCUGAUUUAUUGUAAAAGAGUAAAGUUUAGAAAUAUAAAACAAUAUAAUGUAAUUAGAAUAAUUAACAUUAGUUUUAAAAAUGUAAAUGUUAGAAAGUCAUGGUAUAAUUGAGGUCGGUCUGCUUUUAAAUAGAUGUAACUUAGUCUAUGGAUCCUUAUAAACAAUAGGUUAUGUAAUGUAUCAAAGAAAGUUUGAAGACAAUAAAGAUUAAAACAAAUAGAGAUUGUUUAUGGGCAACUAUUGGUUAUUAAGAUUUUGAAGAAUUAAAUGAAUUAGAAAUAGCAGAGGAUUUAAGAGGAGCUAUUAUUU